AGUACCAGUGACUCCAGUGCCACCAUUGCCACCAGUACCACCAGUACCGGUGACACCAGUACCACCAGUAUCAGAGCUACGGUACCAUGGGCACCACCGGCACCAGCACCACCAGUAUCACCAGUACCACUAGUCCCAGUGACUCCAGUACCACCAGUAACACCAGUAUGAGGGCCACCAGUGCCACCAGUACCAGUGACUCCAGUACCACCAGUGCCACUGGUACCACCGGCACCAGCACCACCAGUACCACCAGUACCAGUGAAACCACUGCCACCAGUACCAGUGACUCCAGUACCACCAGUACCACCAGUACCACCAGUACCAGUGAAACCACUGCCACCAGUACCAGUGACUCCAGUACAACCAGUACCACUGGUACCACCAUUCCCAGUGACACCAGUACCACCACUGCCACCAGUACCAGUGACACCAGUACAACCAGUACCACCGGCACCAGCAUCACCGGUACCAGCAGUGCCACCAGUACCAGUGACACCAGUACAACCAGUACCACCGGUACCACCAUUCCCAGUACCACCAGUACCACCAUUCCCAGUGACUCAGCACCACCAGUACCACGGGUACCACCAUUCCCAGUCCCCCCAGUAUCCCCAGUCUCCCCUCUGGUAUCCGCUGGCCCCCGGCCGUUCUCCUCGGCGCUGUUUCCGGUUCUUUCUCCGCCUGUUCUGGGUUCCCCGUUCCGCGUCCUCCUCCCCGCCCGCGUCCCCUCCCCGGGUGCCGAAUCCUCGGCGGCGGUGGCCGCGGGUUUGUGGCCGUGGUGGCGCCGGCGCCCCGGCUCCGGUUCCGGUUCCGCCGGCGCUGUCGCGGCGCGAGGCGCGGGGUGGCGCGGGCGGCCAUGGCGGUGGCGCGGAGCGGCGGGCGCGGGGGCGCGGGGCGGGCGCGGCGGGCGCUGGAGCAGAGGGGACGGGGGGCACCCACUGAGGCACGCGGCCAUCGACUGCAUCCGGCGCGCCGCCAAAGAGAGACGGCGACGCCACGGCGCGGGGGAGAGCGGGGACGGCAUCGGGAGGGGGGGUGACGUCAUCGGGAACAGGGGUGAUGUCAUCGGGAGCGGGGGUGACGUCACUGGGAGAAGUGGUGAUGUCAUCGGGAGAGGUGGUGAUGUCAUUGGGAGGGGCAGUGACGUCAUCGGGAGGGGUGACAUCAUCGGGAGCAGGGGUGAUGUCAUCAGGGGCAGGGGUGAUGUCAUCGGGAGGGGUGGUGAUGUCAUUGGGAGAAGUGGGCAAGUGACGUCACGGGGGAGGGCGCGGCGGCGGCGCCGGGGACACCCCGGGGACGAUGGCGAUGGCGGCGUCGGGGCCAAGGUCGCCAGGUUCGGGGGCGAUGACGUCAUCGGCGACCGCAAUGACGUCACCACCGCCGCCGGUGAUGUCAUAAGCCAUCACAGUGACGUCAUCGCCAGUGACAGUGACAUCAUAAGGGGUCACGAUGAUGUCAUAAGCCAUCACGAUGACAUCAUAAGGGGUAACGAUGAUGUCAUAAGAAGUCGCAGUGAUGUCAUAAGGGGUCGUGAUUGCGCCAUCGCUGGUGGUGAUGACGUCAUAAGGGGUGAUGACAUCAUAAGGGAUAAUGAUGUCACGAGUGGUCAUGAUGACGUCACAAUGUGUUGCGAUGACGUCGUAAUGGGUCGCAAUGACGUCACAAGGUGUAGUGAUGACGUCACAAGGGCUCACGAUGAUGUCACGAGGGCUCACGAUGACGUCACAAGGGCUCACGAUGACGUCACAAGGGCUCACGAUGACGUCACGAGGACUCACGAUGACGUCACGAGGGCUCGCGAUGACGUCACGAUGGCUCACGAUGACGUCACGAUGGCUCGCGAUGACGUCACGAGGGCUCACGAUGACGUCACGAGGGCUCACGAUGACGUCACGAGGGUUCACGAUGACGUCAUCCGCCGCCUCGACGACUUCGCCGCCUCCCUGGGCUCCGCCCCCCUGGACCUGACGGGUCACGUGAUCCCGGGGGCGGCCGAGGCGGGCGCCGAUGACGUCACCGAUGACGUCACCGAGGAGGACGAUGACGUCACGGGGGGUUACCUGCUGCGCGGCUGCGACGUCUUCGUGACGCGGGAGCCAUGCGCGCUCUGCGCCAUGGCCCUGCUGCACGCCCGCGUGCGCCGCGUCUUCUACGGAGAGCGCCGCGCCCAGGGAGCGCUGGGGACGCGCUACGGCAUCCACGGGCACCCCCGGCUCAACCACCGCUACCGGGUGUAUGCCGGGGUAACUGGGGAUACUGGGAACACUGGGAACACUGGGAGCACUGGGGAUGGGUAACUGGGAGCACUGGGAGCACUGGGGACGCGCUACGGCAUCCACGGACACCCCCGGCUCAACCACCGGUACAGGGUGUAUGCUGAACUGGGAGAUACUGGGGAUACUGGGAGUACUGGGAACACUGGGGAUGGGUAACUGGGGAUACUGGGAACACUGGGGAUGGGUAACUGGGAGCACUGGGAGUGCUGGGGACGCGCUACGGCAUCCACGGACACCCCCGGCUCAACCACCGGUACAGGGUGUACACCGGACUGGGGGAUACUGGGAGCACUGGGAAUGGGUAACUGGGGAUACUGGGAGCACUGGGAGCACUGGGAAUGGGUAACUGGGGAUACUGGGGAUACUGGGAGCGCUGGGAAUGGGUAACUGGGAGCACUGGGAGCGCUGGGGACGCGCUACGGCAUCCACGGACACCCCCGGCUCAACCACCGCUACCGGGUGUAUGCUGGGGUAACUGGGGAUACUGGGAGCACUGGGAACACUGGGGAUGGGUAACUGGGAACACUGGGGAUACUGGGGAUGGGUAACUGGGAGCACUGGGAGCACUGGGGACGCGCUACGGCAUCCACGGACACCCCCGGCUCAACCACCGGUACAGGGUGUACGCCGAACUGGGAGAUACUGGGAGCACUGGGAGCACUGGGAGUACUGGGAAUGGGUAACUGGGGAUACUGGGAGUGCUGGGAAUGGGUAACUGGGAGCGCUGGGGACGCGCUACGGCAUCCACGGACACCCCCGGCUCAACCACCGGUACCGGGUGUACACCGGACUGGGGGAUACUGGGAGUACUGGGAGCACUGGGAGUACUGGGGAUGGGUAACUGGGAGCACUGGGAGCGCUGGGGAUGGGUAACUGGGAGCACUGGGAGUACUGGGAAUGGGUAACUGGGAGCACUGGGAGCGCUGGGGACGCGCUACGGCAUCCACGGACACCCCCGGCUCAACCACCGGUACUGGGUGUAUGCUGAACUGGGGGAUACUGGGGAUACUGGGAGCACUGGGAGUACUGGGGAUGGGUAACUGGGGAUACUGGGGAUACUGGGAGCACUGGGGAUGGGUAACUGGGAGCACUGGGAGCGCUGGGGACGCGCUACGGCAUCCACGGGCACCCCCGGCUCAACCACCGCUACCGGGUGUAUGCUGAACUGG
Molecule: messenger RNA, 3448 nt
Organism: Poecile atricapillus (Black-capped chickadee)
Lineage: Eukaryota; Metazoa; Chordata; Aves; Passeriformes; Paridae
Gene: ADAT3
Product: adenosine deaminase tRNA specific 3
Exons: 5
Coding region: 87-2300 (737 amino acids)
Cellular component (GO): cytoplasm; nucleus
Molecular function (GO): tRNA-specific adenosine-34 deaminase activity
Source: RefSeq, a predicted model, not a curated record